AUGGAAAUCAACUUGUCUUCAAAUGCCAGGAUAGAUCAGUCACAGUUAACUGGUACAACAAAACAUCGACAUAACAAACAAGGAUCAAGUGAUAAGAGAUAUUGCGCAUUUGGCGAACAAGAGUUCGACUAAAUCGCCGUCAUCCUUAAUUGAUUUCACUUUACCAUUCAUUUCAUCGACUGUGGGCAGCGAGACGUUCGAAGCAACUGCUGAGGCUGAAUUAUCAUCUACUCGGCCCCCAUCUACUCUUUAUUCAAACGGAGAUACAUCGUGUAACGGCUGUGUCUGCCUGAUAGAAGCCAUUAAGAAGAUGGAAAACAAACUGUCAAAUUUUGAAAAACGUUUGGAUGAACUAGACUCAAAAUUUGCAUCGAACUCAAAUGCAAAUCAGACUGCAGAAGUCACAGUGCGUGAAAACGACAAGAAUGCAAUCAGCAGUGAACAGGUUAUUAUCCAAAAAAUUAGGAAAUCCGAGGCAAGAAUAGUACAGAGUCUCCGCAACCUUGAAUGUCGGCCUGGUGAAGUUGUUCAAGAAGUUUUAAAUCCAUCUGUACAUGAAGAAGCUCAUCAAGUAGAAAACCAAGAUGUUGAAACCUACGAAUCCACAAGUGUUAAUGGUAAUCAUGAGGCCAGCGUUGAAAGUCUCGAGGGAGAGUGGAAUGAAGUAAGGAACCCAUCAAAGCCGAUUCAAGAAAUUGAUACACUUAUUGUGGGCGAUUCAAUCAUCAAAGAUAUCAAACCUAGUUUUAAUUUUGAUGUCAGCUUCAAAUACGAUUAG
Porites evermanni is the source of this 778-nucleotide messenger RNA. The record is from the annotation of a GenBank genome assembly. NCBI's taxonomy places the organism in Eukaryota, Metazoa, Cnidaria, Anthozoa, Scleractinia, Poritidae.